UGGAAUUGCAUUUGUUGCAAACUUGUAAAUAUGCAAUUGAUUUUGCAAUUGCAAACACCCAUACCAUGUCAUUUUGCAAUUGAGAAUGGAAUACUAAUGUGACGCUAUGAAUCAUUGAAGAGAAUAGGCACCGAAUUUAUGUGAUAGCCCAUACUAACGGCCCAAUAAAAAUAUUUAAUUGGGCUUUGUUCAGGGGUAGCCCAUAAAUUAGCAUUUUAUCCGGAAACGGGGAAAUAAAUAAGCGAGAGCCGAGAAGACAGAACUCAAAAACCUAUAAAAAAUCACUCUCGGAGAGAACUUGCAGCAAAGAGCAAACACUGCACGGGGACGGGAGUUCCAGUGAGCGAUCGCCGGCGAAAUUGAAAGGGAAAAGAGGAGAACAAGGAGAGAGGAGAACUAGUGCUCAUCGGGAAUGGCGUCAUCGUCGAGCAGCGGGCUGACUUUCAAGCUUCAUCCGCUGGUGAUGGUCAAUAUUUCGGAUCACUACACCCGCGUCAAGUCGCAGAUGAACCCUCCGGUUACGAGCACAAGCUGCUCGAACACCAACGGCAACGGAAACGGCGAAGGAGGCGAUUCCGCGGCCGUGAAGGCGCCACCGCCACCGCCGAGAGUGUACGGAUGCGUGAUCGGAGUUCAGAGGGGACGAACCGUGGAGAUCUUCAACAGCUUCGAGCUUCUCUACGACUCCGCCACUGAUUCCCUCGACCGUGCUUUCCUCUUGAAGAAGCAGGAGCUCUAUAAGAAGGUUUUCCCGAACUUCUACGUACUGGGAUGGUAUUCCACUGGCAGUGAUGCGGAAGAAUCUGAUAUGCACAUCCAUAAAGCUUUGAUGGAUAUCAAUGAAAGUCCUGUAUAUGUCCUACUGAAUCCCGCCAUAAAUCAUGCUCAGAAAGAUCUUCCUGUGACGAUUUACGAAAGUGAGAUGCAUGUGAUUGAUGGAAUUCCACAACUGAUAUUUGUCAACUCAAGCUACACUAUUGAGACUGUAGAAGCUGAAAGGAUUUCAGUUGAUCAUGUUGCACACCUUAAGCCGUCUGAUGGAGGCUCUGCAGCCACCCAAUUGGCUGCUCAUCUUACCAGCAUACACAGUGCCAUCAAGAUGUUAAAUAGCAGAAUUAGGGUGCUUCAUCACUAUCUUGUAGCUAUGCAGAAAGGUGAAAUUCCGUACGAAAACUCCUUGCUUCGACAGGUAUCAAGCCUUCUGAGAAGAUUGCCAGCUAUUGAAUCUGAAAAGUUUCAAGAUGAUUUCCUAAUGGAAUACAGCGACACACUGCUGAUCACAUACCUCGCCAUGUUCACCAACUGCUCAAGUACAAUGAACGAGCUGGUAGAAAAAUUCAACACUGCAUAUGACAGGCACAGUCGAAGGGGUGGACGAACUGCCUUCAUCUAAUCUUCAGCCUGACCAAGUCUUUUUAUUUUGAGAAUGGCGACGCUAUUUUCUGCUUAUCGCCCGCAGCCUGCUGCACCUGGUGGUUCUAUUUACGUCUUCCCUCCGCCACAUAGAGUUUACAGUAGUUAGGAGUUACCUCUUUUGAAAACGAUGCUUCCUGCACUCUAGCUUUCGAAACAAACAGAACCAAAUGACACAUCGCCUCUUAUUUGGUUUUGCCGUAAAUUCUGACAUGCUCUUCGAUUGCCUGUUAUUUCGAAAUCUAGGGAUUUCGUCAUCUUUUCCCUUGCAUUGAGUGGGAUGCUCGCUAGUUAGUCUUUAUCCGUGGCACAAUCCCUUUAAGGAUGCUCACUAUAGUAUGAAUAUCAGUAUCAAAGUCGAUCUAAAAUGUUUCACUCGAAAUUUGCAGUCCGUUUUGCUGCAUUUAAGCAGUAUAGCUACAGAAUAAUUGAACUUAUGUCUUUAAGAUUUGAUCCGUAUGUUCCAACUUCGUUACGAAACUCAAUCAAAAUGUACGGAAGAAAGCACAGGUGCAAAUUAUUCCCUUAGUACACUCGUAUCUCCACAUUUCCUCCUCCCUUAAAGGGUGUAUAGCUUCUUCUUUAGUACUUCAUCAUUAUACAAUACACUUUAUAAUGAUCCCCCUUGCUCCCCUUUCCCCCACCCAAAUGAACAUGAAAAAGCAAACAAACAAUCCGAAGAAAGAAAAGGAAGACAGAUCGUUUGUUCGUUCAUGGCACGUACAUUUCCCAGACACAGAACACAGACAAAGAAAGAAAAGAGAUGCUCCUGCUUUAAAUAAAAACUUCACGGCUACCUGACUCGUCACUUCGCCCAUCCAUAUGAAAGCUCGAAAGCCAUCCCCAUUAGAGUACAGAGUUGCCCGUUCUCCUGGACGCGUUACGCUAUCAGUCAAACCCCACCCUUCUCCUGCGAUGUGAUGUGCCAGUGUCAUGCGGUGUUAACAGGGACCGGCUUCCCUCGUCCCAUGGCAAAUCCUCGGGUGCCAUCGGGCAUCCGGGGACCUGGUGGCGGUGGUUGCUUCACUGUCUGCUCGCACAUGGCUGCUGUGCUGCUCGAAGGUGCAGGCCCACCGACAUGGUUUGCUCCUCGACCGGUGUUGUGGUGGUGGGAGUGGCCUCGACCGCGUCCCUUGCCCCGUCCCCCUCUGCCCCGGCCUUUUCUCUGUACUGCGUCCUUGUCAUUGUUCAGAUUGUCCUCCGCCUGCACAUCAAGGCCAAUGGGGAGUAAGACAUCCGGUCUUUCUCUGUUCGUUAAGCAAUUCGCUAGGGAAAGAGAAAAAGAAAUCACUAGAGGAAGCUAACCCACGGCAUAUUGGCCAACCUACGUUGAACAGUUGGACUUCACUUCUACCCUAGUGCCAUUCCAACUAAACAUGGCAGUCAAGUGAACGCUUAGCUGGAAUGUAUUUAUGAACAGUGAUCUGAUUCAGUUGAUUAAUUCCGUUUGACCAUAAAUCUUGGUUGUCUAU
Molecule: messenger RNA, 2885 nt
Organism: Linum trigynum
Lineage: Eukaryota; Viridiplantae; Streptophyta; Magnoliopsida; Malpighiales; Linaceae
Source: the annotation of a GenBank genome assembly